Molecule: messenger RNA, 2931 nt
Organism: Fusarium keratoplasticum
Lineage: Eukaryota; Fungi; Ascomycota; Sordariomycetes; Hypocreales; Nectriaceae
Exons: 1
Coding region: 1-2931 (976 amino acids)
Biological process (GO): phosphatidylinositol dephosphorylation
Molecular function (GO): phosphatidylinositol-4,5-bisphosphate 5-phosphatase activity
Source: RefSeq, a predicted model, not a curated record
AUGGCUUCCAUGACCGACGACCCUGCAACGCAGUCUGUCGAAUCCGAACCGGUGGAUCUGUCCUCGACGACACCACACUCGCUCGCCAAAGCUGUCCACGCCAGACGAUCCGAAUACGUGCGCCCGCACCGGCUAAAGGUCAAGAUCGGGACGUGGAACGUGGCAGCAUGUCCAGGCACGGAUAAGGACCUUGCAACCUGGUUCACAUACGGUGAAGGUCUCGACCAAAACUUUGCGGGACUCAAUCUCGUGCAAAAUGACGCCGUCAAGACCGACAAUAAGCAGCCAGGCAAUUCGGAGCCGCUGCACCUGACAGCCGGGAAGGAUAUCGGUCUCUAUGUGCUGGGGCUGCAGGAAAUCGUAGACCUCAAUACGACCAAAGAGUACAUGAAUCGAGCGGUGUAUACGGAUACCAGCGUCAUGGACAAGUGGAAGGCUGCGCUGGAAGCUGCCCUGCCCCCCGGAUACGAGCUUGUCACAGCCGAGCAGAUGACAGGCCUGUUGCUUCUGGUGUAUGCAUCUCCAGAAAUUGCGCCCACCAUCAGCAAUGUCAGUACAAAGCAGGUCGGCACGGGGCUUCUAGGAUACUUUGGCAACAAGGGCGCUGUUACGACUCGGCUUCUCCUUGGCGAGACAACCCGUAUGGUCUUUAUAAACAGCCAUCUAGCUAGUGGCGCUGGCUCUUCAUAUCUGGACCGGCGGUGUUGGGAUGUUGGCCAGGUUCUAUCUCGGACUCAGUUCGACCCAAUUGUUCACGCAGGCGUUGAGGAGGAAGAGGGAGAAAAGAUUGGUGACGAGGACCUUGCUUUCUGGUUUGGAGACCUAAACUUUCGACUCGACGGCCUGCCCGGAGACGACAUUAGACGGCUGCUCAUGUUGCAUGCUCGAGGUGAAUAUGGCGCGCCUGAGGACUCGAAGCCAGUCCUUCCCGAAGAGGGCGUGAUCGUCAUGAGAGGUUCUGAUAGUGACGAUGAUACCACCACGACUUCGUCAUUGCACUCUCGAAACGAGAGCUUCGAUACCGCUAGCGAUCUUCCGGACCCCGACGACUUUCCUGAAGACCCAAGCCAGGAUCCCACCUCGUUACAGUCGACCAUCGAUUCGUUACUACCGCACGACCAACUGCGCAGGAUGAUCAAGCAGCGCAAAGUGUUUCACGACGGCUGGAGAGAAGGCGCAAUUACAUUCCUUCCGACAUACAAGUACGAUGUGGGAACAGUUGGGCUCUUUGACUCGAGCGAGAAGCAGCGUGCGCCAAGCUGGUGCGAUCGCAUCCUGUUCCGGACUCGAAAAGACAAGCUAGACUUUGAGACCAAGGUUAGAGAGGAAGAGGAGGCAAAGAAGAAGGACGAGGAGAUGAGGUCCAGAGGAUUAGAAGAGGACGAAGACGUGCUCUUUAGCUAUGAUCCUGAUGCUGAUGGAGAGGAUAUAAGCGCGGCUACCGACGCAAUCGAGUAUGAUGAGUACGACGAGAACGAGGAACCAGAGGCCGAGGAUCUGGUGACUAAGGAGGGCUUCCACGAUCGUAUUGACCUGGAGAUUUAUGCCUCGCAUCAGCGCAUCACGUCGUCAGACCACAAGCCCAUCACGUCUAUCUUUACGCUCGACUACGAUGCUGUUGUGCCAGACCUCAAGGCCAAGAUUCACGCCGAGGUUGCGCGGGAGCUGGAUAGAGCGGAAAACGAGGGCCGGCCAGGUAUCACGGUAGUGGUUGAGGGCAGCGAGGGCACGGACGGCAAUAUUGUCGACUUUGGAGACCUGGGUCCUCUGGAGAGAAAGACACACUCGUUGACGGUGGCCAAUACUGGAGGUGUUGCAGCGACCUUUUCAUUCGUGGCGAAACCAACGACAGAGGACGGCGAUGAUGCCAUACCCGAGUGGUUAAAGACAACCUUUGUACGCGCUGAUGAAGAGUCACCAGAACCGCUGGGCGCUACAGUGACGCUUGACCCUGGAGAGACAGCUUCAGUGUUACUGGAGGUUCAGAUCUCGGCGAUAUCCCACAUCCGCGCGCUGAACGAGGCCCGCGCCAAGAUCGAAGACGUCUUGGUACUUCGCAUAGAGGAUGGCCGGGAUCACUUUAUUCCUGUGCGCGGCAACUGGCAGCCCUCAUGUCUGGGACGCUCGAUCGCAGAGCUGAUAAGGAUCCCUGACGGGGGCAUCAGAAAGUUUGUCAAGGAAAAGGGUAUCAAAGGGGCAAUCUCCUAUGACUCGGAUGUUCACUGCUCGGCACCAAAGGAGCUCUUUAAGCUCACAGAGGCGGUGCAAACCUUGGUGGAGCGCAGUCUCGCUGAAGCAAUGAUGCUUGAGGAGGCAGUAUUGCCGCGGGAUCCUGGGUGGCCACUGGAGUCGACAACGUGGAGAGUAGGGGAGGCAGAGCUGUUGGAAGCACAGAUUGCGCUCGUGUCUGCACUCGACACGGAUACUAUGCUUCUGGAUACGCUACCUCUCGAAUGGCCGGCAUCCUUCAAGCUGGAAGUUGUCUGCUCGGUCUUGCUACUAUUCCUCAAAUCGCUGACCGAUGGUCUUGUCCCUACACACCUAUGGGCGAAGCUUUCUACGGCGCUGCCUAAUAUUUCCUCAUUGCCUCCAAAUGUCUGGCCCGACACAAAGACGCAAAUACUCGACAUUCUCUCCUCAGCACCAAACCACAACAUCGCAUUCGUCUUCCUAACCGCCACGCUGUCCCGAGCCGCCACAGAACUCACGCCCGCGACGACAGACCCCAAAGCCACCGGGCUCACACGCAGACUAAGUUUCCGUCUGACUAAUACAGAGGACGAGGACACCAAGAAGAGAAAGAUGAGGGAACGCAGGUACGCCGAGAUCGUGGGGUCGAUGGUCUGUCGCGUCGACGAGAAGGAAAAGGGGGCCAAGGAUCGAGCGCGGACGGUGGUGGAAAUGUUUCUGAGACGGGACGAGGGUAGCUAG